Pseudocercospora fijiensis CIRAD86 is the source of this 1209-nucleotide messenger RNA. RefSeq lists its product as uncharacterized. The transcript is spliced from 2 exons. The coding region runs from base 1 to 1209 and encodes 402 amino acids. NCBI's taxonomy places the organism in Eukaryota, Fungi, Ascomycota, Dothideomycetes, Mycosphaerellales, Mycosphaerellaceae. The record is from RefSeq and is a predicted model, not a curated record.
AUGGGUUGCACCAAGAUCGGCCACCAGCACGAAUGGCCAACCUCAGGCAAGCUGGUCAUUGAACGAUGCGAGGAUCGGUGCAACUUUUGCACUGGAGAGGACAAGCAGAAGAAGUGGAAGUUUGCGUGGUUUCUCCGCCGGCAUGUACGCUCCGUUCAUAUCAAGAAUGGCCCUUACUCCAAUCUGACUGUCUCUGACGCUUGGGACGAGGACGAGUCUGGAGGCAAAGGCCGCUCGCGCAAGGGUGCUAAGGGCAAGCGCCGCGUCAAGAAGGAGGAGGAUGAUGAUUCCGACACGUCCGAUGGUCUUCCGUACCAGAAGCCACUUCCUGGCCUGGAUACCACCCAUCUCAUGACGAUGAACGACUUCAUUCAAGACCCUACCUUCGGUCAGGGCGUUCUGCUUGGCAACGAAAUCAUCGAGCGUGAACAGUUGCCUGCCAAUAUUCAGUCUGACGACAUCGAUGCUGUCAUCGAUCGUCUUGGUCGCAAUGCAGCUCGCACAUACCACCAAGCUGUGCAUGGUACAGAAGAACUCCGUCCCGAAGACAUCCCAGUUGAGUCGAUUGAGCAAGACGACCAGAUUGGCGCCAACACCGACAACCUCGAGGCUGCCGCAUGGCAGUUCAAUGUGGCAUACAAUCCAUCACCAUCUGCAGAGCCUGCUCAUGCCGACGCCUUCCCGAACGCCUAUGAGGGCAACGACAUCCUUGAGCAAACCGCCGGUGAUUUCGAAAACAUCAUGCAGGGCGAUUAUCUUCCAAUGCCAACAAUGCCAACAGAUCUCGACGAGUCUCUCCAAGUCAACGCUCCAGAGAUCGAGCAAGAAGAUGCAAACUACUUGCCAAGUGACUCGAGCUUCUUCGAGGAUGAGUGGUUCGGCUACGAAGCUGCAGCCUCCUUCGACCCAUUCUUCUUUUCUGACAGUCCAUCCCCACCCUCUUCAGUCUUCGAUGAGCUGCCAUUGUCGCUGACCUACACCACUACUCCGCCGAGUCCAACUCAAGCGUCAGUCGAUGCCUUGGGCGCUUUCACGGCUGUUCACGAGGAGGUUCGCAUCAAGGGUGGUGUCGGUAAGGAUGAUAUGACCACUGCAUUCGAGAUGUUCCAGUCGGCCAUCGGAGAGUCACCAGACGACAUCGACUUGGCAUUCGAGCAGCACGACUCUACGACCGGACUCUGGCAAUCCAACCCAGUCAUUCUUGACUAA